AUGGCAGCACCAAAUACAACAUCAGUCGAUGAAUUUAUUAAUGCCCAUCAUCGUUCAUUAUCAUUAUGGUAUACAAUCAAACAUUCAUGGAAAAAGAAGAAGAGAUUCUUAUCAAUUGAUCCAAUUAAUUUAACAACUCAUGAUGUUUCAACCUGGGAAAAUACAAAUCAAUGGGCAUGGGAAAAUGGUAUCGCCGAUGUUCAACCAUCAGAAAAACAUCCAGAACAAGUUGUUAUUAUUACAAAAAAAGAUGGAAAGAAAAAAGAUACUUUAAAUUUUGAAUCUGAUCAUAGAUCUGAUUUGUUAACUGAUUUACAAAGAUCAUUAUCAGUUGUAAGAGCAGCAGAGAAACAAGGUAAAUCAAUUGAUCAAAUUAAUUAUAGACAUUUGGGUAGAACUGGAUAUGUUUAUGAGAUGAGUUUACGUGAACUUAUGACUGGAUUAUAUAAGAGUUAUUCUGCAAAGAAAUUAAAACGUAAUGGUACUUGGUUAGAUGUUAAAUUAACCGUUUGUAGUUGUUCAAUUGAAGAGACAGAUGCCGAUAGUCAAGUUAAUGGUCAACAAACAAAGAUUAGAGCAUCUUACUUCUUUAAGGAUUUCACAAAGAUUGAAUCAUUGGCUGAUAAUUCAUCCGCCUUUUUAUUCUAUUUCAGUGGUGAACAAAAUCAAGGAGUUGCCUCUGACCUCUUUAUUGUAAAUGAUCCAAAAUUCAUUGAAAACAUUGUUGCCUACUCAAAGAAAUUUGUUGGUCAUGAAAUUAAAUUCUCAAAAUCUUCAACUUCACUCCAAGAGUAUCCAACCGCUCAUCGUCAUAAAAGACAUGGUAAAGAUGAUGAUGAAACUUUAGUAUCAAUCAUUGAUUUCACUGUUACUAAAAUUAGUAAUAGACAUUCAACUCCAAUUUCAAGAUUAUUAACUUUAUCAACUUCAAAAAUUGUUGAAAGAGAUUUAACAAGUUAUGCAAUCGUUACAACUAGACCAUAUAGUACAAUUGCAUGUUUUGUUAGAUAUGAUUCAGAUUCACAAAGAUUAUCAAUUCAAUAUAAAGAUGGUUUACUUAGAACUUAUACUUCAUCAUCAAGAGAUGCAUUAAUUGCUAGUGCUUUAGACUUUUGUAGAUCAGCUGGUAAUACAAAUGCAACUGUUUUUACUUCUCAAAUUGUCAGAGGUAUGAAAAUUACUCCACAUCACGUAAUUCCAAAUGAAGAUGUACAAGAAUCAUAUAUUAGAUUAUUUGAAAAUAAAACAUUUGAUUUUGAAAAUUUAUCAGUAUCACAAAUUACUUUAAGUUUAGAUGGAUUCAUUUCAAACAUUCCAUAUUCAGGUUUAAGUAAUACAUUUUCAGAAAAGAAUGGUAAAGUUGUAUUGAAUGCAAUUCAAAAGAUUUUGAGUGGAUUAAAGAUUUCAGGUUUAGGUUCAUCAUCAUCAUCAUCAUCAUCAGCUUUAUCAACACCAGGUUCACCACAAUUACCAACUCAAGAUGAUAAAAAUGAUUUAGAAUUAAUUUCAGUAGUUUUACAAAUGUUAAGAAGAGUCGUUGCAACUAGAGUUGGUUUCGAAUUAUUUACUCAUUUCCCACAUUGCAAAGUACCAUUAAUUAAUUUAUUAAGAAAAUCAAUUCAAUGUAUUGAUGAUACUAUUGCUUAUUAUGCUUUAGAUUUAUUAAUUGCUUUAAUUCAACCAGCAUUUGAAGGUGAUUACGAACCAGGUCAAUGCCAAGCAAAUAAGAGAGAAUUAUUCCUUAGUAUUGAUUUGAAUAAAACUAUAUUUGAAAUUAUUCAAAAACAUUCAUCAGCAGGUACAGGAUCAUUAGUUUUAAGUUCAGCAAUUGAAUUAUUAACAUUAUUAUUAUGUGAUCCAUAUAGUGAAACAACAGAUUCAACCAUUUUUAAUGAUUUAUUAACAAGAGUUGGUAAAUUAGGUAAAGAUUUAUUUAAAUUGUUUGUACAUCAAUGUCCAGCCAUUUCAAAGAAUGCAGGUAUGUUAAUGUCAGUUGUUAUUAAUGAAGGUGAAGAAGAAUUAGCCAAACAAAUGCAAAUCAUUUCAGUGGUUGAAGGAGCAUUAUUACGUCAUUUACAUGAUUCACUCUUUUUAAAGAUUAAUUCCAAUCAAAAUAAUCCAACCAAUCUUAGAAAUCAAUCAAAGAGAGAAAUGAGUAAACAAUUGAUUUCACUUUGGACUGCAGAGAAUAAAGUUUGUCGUCAACUUUUGGAUAGAAUUUUCCCAAGAGGUUUAGUUCAAUUCUUGGAUUCACAAGAGGAGGCACCAAAAGAACAAUUGUUAGAAAGUAAACAAGGUACAACCGGUCCAAAACAUAUUAAAUUGGGUGUGUUUGCCAAUUGGAGAAUGAAAAAGAUCAUUAAAACCAGAGAACUCAUGGCAAAGGCAACCACUCGUGUUAGAAAGGAAACUAAACCAAUGAGACCUUACAAUUGGGCAAUGUUUUUCCAUCAAUUCAAUCAAGAUCAUCGUGAUGCAAAUCUAAUUUGGAAUCAUACAACUCGUGAAGAGUUGAGAGAAUCAAUGGAUAAUGAAAUUCGUCUCUUCCAACAAGAGUUGGAAGCCGCUGGUAGAGAACCAAUCGCAUGGAAUGAUGAAGAUUUCGAGGUUCCUUAUCCAUCAUUAAAGAAGGAGAUCUCUGUCGGUGGUUAUUAUAUCUCUUUAUUGGUUGAUGGCACUAGCAAAGGUAUUAAACUCAUUAAUCCAGGUUUAUUCUUUAACGAGUUAUGGCAAAACUUCCUCUUAAAUGAAUCAGCCGAUCAAAAAGCUCUUUGUUUACGUGCAAUGACAUUGGUAUUCACUCAUUAUCAUACUCAUCCAUCAAUGACUCAUCCAUUCUCAAAUCUUUCACAUUUAAUCGAAUUACUAGAGAAUACAUUCGAUGUUAUCCUUAGAGAUCGUUUGUUAUUGUUUAUUCGUAGUUUACUUCAAGUUAAAUCAAAUGCCAAGAUUUUCAUUGAUAAUCGUGGUAUCUAUAGAUUAUUGGAUUUAAUUACAUUGAUUCAUACUCAUUACACCUAUGGUGAAGAAGGUAAACUAUUACCAGAAUGGUAUUAUGCUGUCGAUGUUCAACAAGAAGGUAGUGGUGUCAUUCAACAACAAAAAGCUGGUCCUGUCUCUAGAACCGAUCUCUUUGACUUGUUGAAUUCAAAGAAAAUCAAUAGAAAUACCAAAUGUUGGGCUCAAGGUACUGAGAAAUGGAAACCACUUUAUCAAAUUCCAGAACUUCGUUGGACCAUUAUGAAUGGUCUUACCCAUGGUAAUGUUGGUGGAGUCUUACCAAAAGCAGAAUUAGGUAGUGUAAUUUUGGAUAUCUUAAAUGCUCUCUGUAGCUUUAGACCAACACGUCAUCCAGUUACUCAUGCUGUAAUUCGUCCAUUACCAAGAGUAAAGAGAAUCAUUUGUGAACCAUUAAAUCUUCCAAGAAUUGUUCAAGUAUUAUUAUCGGGUCAAGAUAUUUUAGUAGAGAAAACUGCAACCCUAUUGGCAUCAUUAUUGGUAGAUAAUAGCAUUGUCACAAGUAAAUUCUAUUUAACUGGUGCUUUCUUCUUUAUGAUGUUAUAUCCAAAUUCAAAUGUACUUCCAAUCGUUCAAUUAUUACAAAUCAUUCAUAACAAACAACAUUUAAUCACUAGUGAUGAAUCGUUGAGUCGUCGUUCAAUUUUGUUACCAUUAUUACCAGAGGCUUUGAUUUGUUAUUUGGAGAACUAUACACCAGAGAAUUUCUCAUCUAAAUUCCUUUCAGAUAAUGAUGAUCCAGAAACCAUUUGGAAUAGUUCAAUGAGAAAAGUUAUGAGAGAAAAGAUAGAACUUCAUUUGGCUUCAUUACCACAACGUCUUCAUUCAAAUACUACAACCAUCUAUGAAUAUGUUCCAAUUCCAAAGAUUGUAUUCGAAGAGUUGGAAGGUGAAUUAUUCUGUCACUCUUUCUAUUUAUCACGUCUUUGUAACACUCGUAAGUUCCCAAAUUGGCCAAUAAAACAACCAUUAGAACUCUUUAAAUCAGUUUUAUUGGUUUGGUCUGAGGAAGCUGUAAAAGCACCACAAUCAAUGUCUGUCGAUGAGGCUUUGGAAGUCUUGAAUUUGAAACCAAAUAAAGGUGCCAAUGGUAAAGCUCACAACUAUAAAGAUGAUGAUAUUCGUAAGGCUUACUAUAAAUUGGCUGUUAAAUAUCAUCCAGAUAGAAAUCCAGAUGGUAGAGAAAUGUUUGAAAAGAUUCAAGAAGCUUAUGAACUCCUUUCCACUGUUAACAAUAUCGAUAAUGAAAGAGGUUCUGAUAAGAAGAUCUCUUUGUUAUUAUUAACUCAAGUCAUUCUAUACACUCGUUUCAUGGAUUUAUUCAGACCAUUCAAAUAUCCAGCUUAUCCACAACUUUGGAAAUUAAUUAAUGAACUCUUGGUUAAUGAUAAAGCAUUUGAUAAUACAAAUAAGACUCCAUUGAUUUCACCUGCUAUGGCUUUAUUAUAUUUAACCGUUGAAGCUUCACCAUUGAAUUCCGAAGAAAUCACUAGAAACAAUGGUGUACCAAUCAUUGCUAAAUGCUUUGAUAAAGCUGUUACCAUUACCUUCCAACCAAUUGAUAUUCCAACACUUAUCAUUCAAACUACUCCAAUCUCACCAUCAUUCGCUGGUAAACAACAUAAAGGUGAUUUACCUGAACCAAAUAAAGAUGGUUCAACCUCAACUUCCUCAACUAAUCCACCAGAUUUUAAUUCAACCACUGAACAACAAUCUGCUCCAAAAGCAACCGCUACACCAUCACCAACUACUGGUAAUGCUUUAAUCACUAUUAGAUCAUCUAAAUUCAAUAUCAAUGAUCAUCAAGAUGGUGGUGCCGAUAUUCCAGGUGAAGUUAUUGGAUCUGCUUUAAGAACCUUUGCUGUUAUGGCUAAAUUCCCAGGCUCACGUAAACAAUUGGAAGCCAAUAAUCUUUCAUUGAAAAUCUGUGAAAAUAUUUGUAAAUGUCUUUAUCUCUCCUAUAGUCAUCCACAUAUUGUCACCUAUGCAUUGGAGGCUGUUUAUCAAUUCGCCCGUGAAGAUGAUGAAUUACAACAAUCCAUUAUUAAUGCUGGUGUUACAUGGCAUCUUCUUAGAUUAUUAUAUGGUUAUGAUCAUACCCUCUUCAAUAGUGGUAUCACUGUAAACACUGAUUCCAAUAGAAUCAUGAUUGCAAAUAUUCAUGCUAAAUUAUCUUUGAAAUCUAUUAGACGUUUCUCUGGUAUUAAAUCUGAAGAAGAUAUGGAAGGUUACGUUGAACCAUCAGAUAAACCAACUGAACCAGUUAAAAAACCAGCUGCCCCUGUUGUUCAAGUUCCAAAAGGUCCAAUUGCUGUUCCAAUUCCUGAAUUAAAUGGUCAAUUACAAAUCACUGGUGGUAGUCCAACUACUCAACCACAACAAUCACAAUCUGCACCAACUACUUCAACUUCAACUCCAACUAUUGACCCAUUAGGUGGUAGUGGAGGUGUUACAAAUUCAACAACUUCAAAUUCAUCACCAACUCAACAAUCACAACCAUCACAACAACAACAACAACAACCACAACAAUCAUCAUCAUCAUCAUCAUCAUCAUCACCACCACAACAACCAGGUAAUCAACUUUCAACACAACAAAAGAUUAAUACAUCACAAAUUAAUUCAUCACCAACUCAAAACUCUCAAUCUUCAACUACAGCACAAGCUCAAAAGGAAGCUGCAGCACAAGCUCAAAAAGAAGCAGCAGCUCAACAAAAAUAUCAAAAAGAAUUAAAAGAAUACAUGGAAAAACCAGAAACUGAAUUUAAUAAGAUGGUUAGAGAUAUGGUUACAGUUUUCCUUACACCACAUAUUGUAUUGAGAUUAAAGAUGCCAAUUGGUACCAUUCCAAGUAAACAUUAUCAUAAACUUUUAACAGAAAUGAAUACUAAACAUGAAACUGCAGCAUUCAUUUGGAAUAAUUCCACCAGAGAAGAUCUUAUGGAAUACCUUAAUAAGAGAUUAGAUGAUGCCUAUUGUAAUCCAACCACAAUUCAUCCAUUCUCAACUGAUACUUUCACUUAUAAAUCAUUAUCCAACGAACUCAAAGUUGGUGGUUAUUAUUUACGUGUUUACAAUGCCAAUCCAUCAGCUCCAACCAAUGCUACCACACCAAUUCAAGAGUUGUUUGCUCAUUUGGUAGAAUUCUUGGCAAAGGAAAGAACCACCAACGAAUGUCCAGUCAGAAAUCCAGAUAAGAAACUUUGGGAUCUUUACAUUUGGAAGAUUACUCAAGCUUUAGAGUCUUUAAGAAAUGUUGUACAAUUUGGAAAAGUCAAUCCAAAUCUUUAUAAUAUGGCCGGUUCAAAUCGUAUGAGAUUGUUAUUCAGUUUCUUGGCUCAUCAAGACAAUCAAAAGAUUCAAAAGCUUGCUUUAGAGUCAUUGUUAUUGGUAACUUCCAAUAUUGAAUGUAUUAAUCAUAUCUCACAAUUGGCCACUGAACCAGAGGGUAGUUUACUUCCAUACUUGUUACAACUUUUAGCAAGACCAAAUCCUGCUACUUUGGAAUUAGCAUUAAAGGUAGAACAUUCAUUGGUUGCAAUUUCUCAACACGUUAUAGAUACCAUUAAUCAUUGUGGUUUAGUUUACUUAUUGGAUGUUUUCUCAAACAAUCAAAUUACAAUGGAAAAUCGUAUUAAAGCUGUUGGUGUUUUAGGUAGAAUGAUCAUUGAUAAAGUACAUGGUCCAAGGGUUAUUCUAUUAAUUGGUAAAUUCAUUCCACCAGUUUUCAAUUCAACAAUGACAGAGGAUCCGCAACAAACCGUUAUGGUAUUCGAUGCUCAACAUGAAAAUCCAGAGUUAAUUUGGAAUAAUAAUACACGUGCCCACUUAAAAGAAACACUUACAAAGAUGCAAAAAGAAUAUCAAGCUCAAUUGGUACAAGCAAGAACCUACAAUCUUCAUUGGAAAUUACCAUCAGAAGACUACCAAGUUUCAUAUAGUCUCGGUGGCGAGGAUGAAUUGGUCAUUGGUGGUGUUUACAUUUCAUUAUUCCUUAAACAACCAGGUUGGUCAUUACGUAAUCCACGUAAAUUCCUUUUAGAUGUUUUCGAUUUACUCUUAAAACUCGCAAGUACCUCUGAAGUUAACUCUACUUUGGAUCCAAAGAUUCAACCAUUGUCAUUGGCUAUCAUUUCAUUAUUCCAACAUCAUAAUGUUCUCUCUGAUCAAUUACCUUCCACUGGUUACAUUGAAAAGAUUCUUCCAUUAUUGGGUCAUAGUGUAUCACAAAUUCGUUCAUUGAUGAUCAAUAUUCUUCAUUCAAUGUCAGAGAGUCAAGUAUGUGUUGAUCAUUUAGCUAAAGUUGGUAAUGUUUGGAGUCAUCUCGCUAGAGCCGUCUCUUUACCAAAUGAUAACUUACCAUUGACCGCUGAAUGUAUUGGUAAAAUUUUGGCACUCAAUCGUUGUGAAAAAACUUGUCUUUCAGAACAAGCCGCUCGUAGUGACUUUAUUAAUCAAUCUUUGAAACUCUUGGAAAGAGGUAAAGGUGUAUCUCCAACCACUCAAGCUUUAAUUGUAAAUUACCUUAAGAAAUUAGAAAUGGAUCCAUUACAUGGUCAAAUUAUCACUGAAAUUUUAGAUAAAUCAGAAAUUUGGGCCUCUUAUUCUUCCCAAAGUCAUGAUCUUUUCAUUACUGGCCCUGCUGCAAAUACUGCUGGUCUAUUAACUGGUGGAACUUCUGCUACUUCUGUUGGUCUCUUAACUUCAACUUCUUUCAAUUCUACCUCCCUUGGUAAAAAUGAUGAACCACCUCCAUUACUUUAA
Molecule: messenger RNA, 7779 nt
Organism: Dictyostelium discoideum AX4
Lineage: Eukaryota; Evosea; Eumycetozoa; Dictyosteliales; Dictyosteliaceae
Gene: dnajc13
Exons: 6
Coding region: 1-7779 (2592 amino acids)
Biological process (GO): endosome organization; regulation of early endosome to late endosome transport
Source: RefSeq, a predicted model, not a curated record